This is a messenger RNA of Phasianus colchicus (ring-necked pheasant), 8998 nucleotides long. It is a transcript of the gene PDE1A, whose product is annotated as phosphodiesterase 1A. Gene Ontology annotation, biological process: signal transduction. NCBI's taxonomy places the organism in Eukaryota, Metazoa, Chordata, Aves, Galliformes, Phasianidae. The record is from RefSeq and is a predicted model, not a curated record. Gene Ontology annotation, molecular function: 3',5'-cyclic-nucleotide phosphodiesterase activity.
CAUCCAUCUUCAUUAAUUUGUAUACAGUUCUUUUACCAGAACAAACUUUCUGAAGGUACUCGCAUGGGAAUGCUGAAACAGCUGCACAACUUUUAUUUUGAAGAAAAAAAGUUGAGCCUCGGAACAGUGUGUUUUAAAGAGCGAGGGAGAGAGUGACUCUGCAUUUAAGACUUUGACCAGCAUGUGUAAGAAGUGCUCGCAUGGCUGGAAUAAUCUAACACAUUUUUACCUAGGUAGCACUUGGCAAAGCUCCCCUUUUUUUCCUGCACAGUUGAAAGGAAUCCAGUACAACUCCGUGCUUUGAUCAACUUGCCUCCAGUUCUGCUCAGCCUGCAGGGUUUGCUGGUGCACAGCCGUGCCUGUCUUAUGUGGCCUCUAUGGCCCUUUUCUGCUCAACUGUCAGAAAGAGGGAGGGAGGCUUCCCCCAGCACCAAAAUAUCAUUCUGUGUGCUCUCUGCAGCACAGUAGCAAAGAACAAGUUUCUUGAUUACUCCCUGGUCUUUUUGGAGUUAUUUGCUGGAAGAAGUCUUUUUUCCCUCUUUAAAUGGAUGAUUGUGUUACAAUCAAGAAAAAGCAUCUCCAAAGACCAAUCUUUCGAUUAAGAUGCUUAGUGAAGCAACUGGAGAAAGGUGACAUCAAUGUGGUGGAUUUAAAAAAGAACAUUGAAUAUGCAGCAUCUGUGCUGGAGGCGGUUUAUAUUGAUGAAACCAGGAGGCUUCUGGACACUGAGGAUGAACUUUCGGACAUCCAGUCGGAUUCGGUCCCGCUGGAAGUGCGAGACUGGUUGGCUUCUACAUUCACGAGGGAAAUGGGAAUAGUGAAGAGGAGACCUGAAGAAAAGCCCAAAUUUCGAAGCAUUGUGCAUGCUGUACAGGCUGGGAUUUUUGUAGAAAGGAUGUACCGGAGAACUUCUAGCAUGGUUGGUUUGGCUUACCCAGCAGAAGUGAUUGUAACAUUUAAGGAUGUUGAUAAAUGGUCUUUUGACGUAUUUGCCCUAAAUGAAGCAAGUGGAGAACACAGUCUGAAAUUUAUGAUGUAUGAGCUGUUCACCCGAUAUGACCUUUUGAACCGUUUCAAGAUCCCUGUUCCCAAUCUCAUUACAUUUGCCGAAACUCUUGAGGUUGGUUACAGCAAAUACAAAAAUCCGUAUCACAACUUGAUCCACGCAGCUGAUGUUACUCAAACUGUGCAUUACAUAAUGAUUCAUACUGGUAUCAUGCACUGGCUCACAGAACUGGAAAUUUUAGCAAUGAUUUUUGCAGCUGCCAUCCAUGAUUAUGAACAUACAGGGACCACAAACAAUUUUCAUAUUCAGACAAGGUCAGAUGUUGCAAUAUUGUACAAUGAUCGGUCUGUUCUUGAAAACCAUCAUGUAAGUGCUGCUUAUAGACUAAUGCAGGAAGAAGAGAUGAACAUCCUGGCAAAUUUAACCAAAGAUGACUGGAGGGAGUUGCGCAGCUUGGUCAUUGAGAUGGUCUUGUCUACAGAUAUGUCGGGUCAUUUCCAACAAAUUAAAACGAUGCGACAUACUCUACAGCAGGCAGAGGGGGUAGACAAAGCCAAAGCCAUGUCUUUGAUUCUACACGCAGCAGACAUAAGCCAUCCAGCAAAAUCCUGGGAACUGCACUACCGGUGGACCAUGGCCCUGAUGGAAGAAUUUUUUCGACAGGGAGACAAGGAGGCUGCUUUAGGUCUUCAGUUUUCCCCACUCUGUGACCGCAAAUCUACUUUGGUAGCUCAGUCCCAAAUAGGUUUCAUUGAUUUCAUAGUAGAACCAACAUUUUCUCUUCUUAUGGACUCGAUGGAGAAAAUUGUUAUGCCUCUUAUAGAGGAAGCAUCAAAAUCUGAAAGUCCUGCAUUUGGGACACCCGGCCAGAAUAAUUUGGGGGCAGUAAGCAAUGUUGAUGCACAAAGACGACACAAUUUUAGAAGUACAGCAAGUGAUGGAGCAGCUCACAUGGAAAAUUCCCUAGCAACUGUAGACCUAAGAAGCUUUAGGGACAACUUGAUGCAGAUAAUUCAAGCAAACAAAGAAAGAUGGAAGGAAUUAGCAGUAGAAGAAGAACUUGUGAAAAAUGUUGAUGAACAGGAAAAAGACCAGAGCAGAAAUUCCACAGAUGCACAGUUACAGGAAGAGACAAGAAGCAGACAAAAUGAGAGUAGUCAGGGAAGCGAUGGUACAGCCUGUCCUCCCAGACCCAUCGUCCUACAAGUAGUCACUUCCAACACUGCUCUGAGUGAUGAAUCCAACUCAGAAAAAUGCACUAACUCUGAUCCGAACCAGAAAGAUCUCACCGAUGCCCAGCAAGAAACACAGAAUACAGACCCACUGAAUGGUGAGCCUACACACUGUAAGCAAACGGAAGAUAUAGUAAAAGCCGCGGAACAGAAUCAAGCACUGAAGAAGAGAGCACUGUUCCUACCUCCAUGCUCUCAGAGGCUGUUAUCUGUCAACUUACUCUCAGAUCAUCUUGUUUCGGUGGAGGCUGGGCAAAAGGAUCAAAAGUGUAAAACAUCAAACCCUGAGCUGGGAACUCAACGCACCGAACAACUCCCAAGAUCUCUGUCAUAUUUGUUGUUGCUUUUUCCUUUUCUAUUCUGCUUUCUUAAACUGGCCAAAAUAAUUUUUCCAGCCAAAGUUGGACCUUGCUUUGUUGCAUCACUGACACCAGCCGUUUCCAAGAGACAUGUGAAAAUAUGUUAAAGAUCAUCUGCACUGGAUUGCUAUUCCAUGUCACUGCCGCUGGCAUCUAAUGGAAAUGGAAAGCCAAAACAAAAUACUGUCACAGACACUUGUUCAUGCAAUCAUGCUGCAUGCAACAUGAAAGUUCUACUUGUUAGCUUCCUUAAAAUAUCUGGAAAUGUAAAUAUGUGGACGGUGCAGGAAGUCCGAGAGUUGUACUAUCUAACCUGCAUGAAUAAUGACUCUUUCCCAUGUCUGCCACGUGGAGAGAGAUGGUGUUUAACAAAUCAGUAUUGGAAAUAUCACCCAGUAUUAUGAUUAAAACAUACUCAGCCCUACAGUGUUUGUCAGAUGUCGGCGCUGGUGUCAGCCCUACUACGAAGCUGGUGCUUAUGGUUUCACAGGCAGAAAGAGACUGCUACACAGAUACACAAAAAUUGCUACCCUCCAGCAAAGCGUAGUAUUGUCUCUCAGACAGAACUGGAAGGUAAUAUUGAGGCCUUAUAUAAUGAGUUUGCUCAAAUGAAAAGGUGACAGCAUGGAUCUGACGAAGUCCUCCCUAGCUUUGCUUCGUUCAAACACCAGAGCAUCUUUCUCUGAGACGCAGCACAAGUGGAGCACACAGGCACUUACCUCUGCCGGAUGUCUUGGAAUGAGCCCUGCAGCCCAGCUGUGCCUAGAAGAGGCUCCAUGUUCAUCUCUGCUCCUGCUGAGCCUUGUGGGACCUCGUGCAGCCUGCACCCAACCUCACUUUACUGCAGCCAACGAGGAACCUUCCUCUCUCCUUUCACCUUGUACUCUCCUGGUUAACUUGGGUCACUGCAUUCCUUUUUUUGGAUCCUGUGUAUUACCUCGAUGACCAAGUCUGCAGUCAGCCAUGGGCCACACAAAGGCGGGCUUGUGGGGCAGCAUUGCUCCCCGCUACGCAGAGCCCUGGAUGCUCAUCCGCUGCUUCAGGAACCUAAUUAUAGCUUCCCAUGUACCACAGGCUCAGCCUCCAGAGAAUGUGUUUUGUCCCAGCUGAAGGAGGAGCAGUAAACCAGCCACCCCACACGUAGGGGCCUGUGCGUCUCUUUUCCUUUGACUGUCUCCUUUCUGACAGCAGAGUCAUUGAAAUUGAGCUGGGAACAAUAUGAGCUCUGAGCCCUGGGAUAAGGGCAUGCCAAAAGGUGGAAUUUCUGUCGUUGAAUAUGUAAGCCAUAUACACACUAUGCACAGUUAGAGUGUGUAGUUUUAACUUAAGAAAUGUUUGUGCAUAUAGGUUGUAAAAAGUGCAUUUAAAUUGUUUUGUGUAUCUGGUCCAGGGCUUGUAUUUGGCAUGGACAAAGUUCUGUACAGUGCAGCUGAAGAAUGAAAUGUUAACAAAUGAAAUUGUAUCAUAUAUGUUAUAAUGCAAUUGAUAUUUUUUGCUAAGAGUUAAGAAUUUAUAUAUUCUGGCAGUGUUUGAGCAAAUCCUUAGUAGCCUGGAUCACUCCAUGCACCUCUGAAUCCAUUAUGGGGAAUGUUGGACACAUUUUUUUUCUUUAUAAUGAAAUAUUUCUUAUUGUUGUCACACCAAAAGAGAGACAUCGUUUAUAUCAGACUUUUUUGUUUUUCAUUGCAAAUUGCCAUAUGCUGUGUUGGUAGAAAACUUUCCUGUUUAAGAUCUGAUAUCUUUGGUCUUGUAUCUUUUCUUUCAAAACACGGGAUCUUAUUUCAGAUAUGUUGAGCAUCUGUAGUUCCCACCAAAUUUUAAAAGUGCAAAAAUUGAGAGAGAUAUUUAAAAAUUAGGCCAGCUAUGUCUUUGUCUGUAACAGUGCAUUCAUCAGCAUUGUGAUUUGUCAUUCCCUGAGACCAAAACUUUGGAGCAACCCAAAUUUAAUGUUUGUAUUGUACUUUCAAUUUCAGACUUCUACCAUAGCUGAACUUGACUUUUUCUUUCUGUGAUUGAUAUGCUAUACAAAAGUCUUCUUCUGGAAAUACAAGCAGAACUUAUAGCAGAUUCUGCAGAACACUGGGAGCAUCCUGCGGGGCUUUUGGUGUCCUGAUGUCCUUCAGAAGGUAGGAGGAGCUCCUGAGCUCACAGGAGGCACGCAGUGCCUGCUUAACUCUUUGUAUAAAUAAUUCUGCUUCUUCAUUUUUAUACAGUCUUAAUCACUGUGGUAGGUGUUACUGAAAUAGAAGAGUCCUUAGUUUUCCUUUAAAGCCAGAUAACUCUCUUUCUUUCUUCCUUUAUUCUUAGCAAGGUUUUUUUCCAGACAAGACCCAAAGCUUAGCGUGUUGUUUGGAUAAGGAGAAAUUUACUUUGGCUGAGGAGACCAUAAUCAUUGUGUGUCAGUUAAGGCUUUGACUGUGUGUGGAAUUCACACUCAGAUGGCAGAGCAGCUUUCUGUGGGGGCCUCUCCCAGGCAGGACUUUCUCUCUGAACCCCGUAAGGCUGCGCUACCAAAGCAUUGCAUGGGGCCAUAAGAACUGGUGUUUGUAUCUGCAUCUCUCCCACAACAUUAUGGGCAUGUACCCCUGCAUUGAGCACACUGAGGAGCUGUAGCUUUAGAUUAGCCCUCAAAAUUUUUAUUUUGUACUUUUAUCUUGAGAUAUCUGAUAAAUAUAUUAUGUAAUAUUGUUAUGGUUUAUGAUCUAGCCAGUAUUUUUUUAUUUGAUUUUCAACAAGGCAAUCUACAACUGUGUGUUUCUAUUCUGCUGUAUUUGUCCGUAUUUCCUAUGAUGAUAUUCCUAAAUAAAUUUGAUUUGAGGGCAAAGAUCAUGAAGCUCCUGAGUGUUAGUUACAAAUCUGCCUGACUGAAGCAUUUGCUUUUUUGCAUAAAAUUGUCUCUGAAAAGUGGCAGAGCAGAGCUGGCUGUUCCUGUGCCCAUUGCCUGCCUGUCACUCCAUGCUUUGUCCAUGGCUGUGCCACUUUGCUGCACCAACUCACUUGCAUCCUUGUGGCUCCCUUGACAACACUUUCUCUCAGUGUGCUUUACCUUUUUAACCUUUACUACUCAGUCAGCCCUCAUAUGAAGGAAAUCAUAACCAGUAAAAAAGUAUUGUUUCCCAAAUCUUUUUACCAUGGGCUGGCACUGUUGAAAUUGCUGGUACUAUUCAGGUCAGCACUGAUUCUUCAGAAUGGGUUCAGUUUUCAGAGGCAACUCUAUGGCAUGGUGCAGGCUUAAUUAGCAGAGUUCAGUGGAGCAGGGCCUCCACCUACUACAACUGGAAAUGAUUGGAAAGAAUCCCAUUGACUUAGACUUGUAUUACACUCUCACAAGGUGCAUGAUGACAAUAAAUCAAGAAUAACUAUGCCAUAUCUAGUUCUUUGCAGCUCCAUUCAGCUCUCUUCAGCCACGUACUCGGGUGACUUUCAUCUGUUGCAUGUAAGCCAAAAGACAAUCAAGCCGCUACUAAGACAUCAAAUUAACAAAUUAAUCAAGAUCCCUAGUGGAAAUGUAUAGAAUAUAUAUUUUCAGUGACUACAUCUGAGAAAGAGUAAAAUAUAAUAUUAACAUUCUUCGAUAGCAGAUUAAAAAGACUUAAUAUUGCAAUAGUUUAGACAAGAUUUGUUUGAGAGGGGAGUGUAUCCAAUUGUAAAUCGUUCUUUGAAAAUCAAAUCCUUCAAAACCUAAAAAAUCCUAAAAAUUGAGUAGAAACAACAUUUAAUAAUGUAAAGAAAAGAAAUGUCAUCUCUCAGAAACAUUUAGGCAAUUUCCCUGGGAUAAUUUUGCUUUCCUGGUCAUUUAAUUAUUUAGUGGGUCUCAAGAGACCUCUUGUCCAUGUACCAGGACAAACACUCAGAAGUUUUACAGAACUCUGGGCUUCUAAGUAGUCCCCUGGGAAUGAAGAGGCUACUCACAACCAAAGAGUAAUAAAUGUGGAAAAAAAAAAAAAAAAGAACUGUGCUGCAAAAUACACUUUCCUUCUGCUCAAGCAAGUCCUUUUCCUACAGGCCAUUCUCACAGAGCAGCAAAGGCACUACCAAUAAGACGCGGAGGGCGUAUAGCUCAGCUCUUCAGUCAGAAGGAAGGGAAGCAAGUUUUGGUGUUCGGUAAACUGUCAGUAAUUUAAGUAAUUAAGUUGCUGAAGCAAAUUCAACUUUGCAAAAAAACACCAGCAACAAACACAAAACAAUCAAACAAAAGUGUCUCAACGAACCAAAGAACAACCAGCCAACCAAAAAUGCCACUCCCCAAAGCCUAACCUCGAAAAGAUAGUUGGAAGUCUGUUACCAACACUUCUUACGUAAGGAUUGAUUACUGUUGGAGAACUUGUAAUUAGCUAUUGUUAAUUUCUCUGUUUUCAGCUUCUUUAUUGAAAUUUUAGCUGUUUUUAAUUCUUCUAUUGAAAUUAUUCUUCCUUUUUCUUUGAUACCACUCUCCUCUGAGAGAGAGUUAUGUUAUUCUUUCCAGUCAAAAAUGAACGUUUGCCUCUAUUUCUUGAGGUACUCUGGUACUGUUCAACUGGAAUGAAUGGCGGUGAAUUUUUGGUGAGCAUUGUGACUUAAUAGAUGAUGUAUCUUUUUUUCAGCAUUUCUGUAAGAGGAAGGCUCCUAUUUGGCUAGUUGCAAGGUGGUUUGGAGUAGGACAGAGCUGUGACUGCAGCCAUAGGUAGAUCUGAUGGACAUGUGUGUGUUCACAAGCAAAUAAUGGGCAUGAGACCAGGGCUACAGAGUUGAUAUUCCCAGCAAAUUAGAGAAUAAAAAUGACAUGAGCAAUUUAAAUAUUAUUUAUAAUUGACCUUCAUGUCUGUUUUUAAUAUUCAAUCUGCAGAGUGUUUAAAAAAGCAAUUAAAAGUCCUAUAUAAUGUUAAAACCCCUGAUAAAUGCAAUAAACAAAUGACAUAUUCCAAAGAGAGAAUCUAUGUCCCAUUAGGAGAGAAAAAGAAAGAUGAGAGCAACAUAUGGCAGUAUAAUUAGCAUGAUUAGGGAAGCACAUCAAUAGAAUUUAUGCUGCAGGGAAAAUGUAAUAAGAAACCAACACACUUUCCUCACUGCCUUGAAAACUGCAAAUAUCGCUCUCUGAAAGGGAGAAGAUGCAGAAAGACUCUCUGGCAUUUAAAGCUCUAACUUGUGUUCUUCUGAUUAUUAAAGAUGCACACAGCCAUCUGCAAACCAUUUAUUUUUUGCAGAGUGCACAUUGUCCCAUUGCUUUGAUUAAUAAGGAGCAAUAUUACACCUCAGCUGCUUUUCAGAAAGAUGCUAUUUUGGAAACCUAAUUAAUACUCACUCCACUGUUAGCUUGAGGUGUUCGUUAGUGCCAGAUACUGAGUUCUUAUUUGUUUCUCAUUAUGUGGAGAGUAUUGCUUCUCAAUGCCAAGGUUUUUGUUUUGCACUUUGGAAUAACCUUUCGACACCACUGCUCCCCAGCCCUCCCUUCAGAAGAGCCAAUAACACCUGUCAUCAUUAUUUUAGGAUGCCCAUUAUGUCUGUCAAAGACAAUGGGGCUAUUUAAAUAGUUAGACAGUCCUGAUGCACAGCAAAUAUCCCUGCCAUUUUCUGAACAGUUGGGCCAAAGAGAAAAGAAAAAUUUAGAAAUGUGGCAACGCAGUUGUAAUUUCAGCUCACCACUAAGGGUCAGUAUAUACCAAGCAAAUGCAUCAUUACAGGAUUAAAACAGUCAGUUUCUCUUAGCAGGAGCACUGGAUAUAUUUGUAGAAAGCACAGAUUACUUUAGAAGCUACCAGAACCAUCCAAACCUAUAGCAGAAAUGCCCCUGCUGUUGGAAGUGAACACACAGACUCCAUCAGCCAGCUCUCCUGUGUCUGGAGACCAGCAACGUGUCACCAGGUGGCCUGAGGCCCAGUGAAGGGGCACAGACACCUUGCCUGAUAUCUGCCCAAGGUGCUGCUGCUGAGGAUGGCCCUGCUGUCACACCGGGGAGAGCAAUGAGAACACCACAGCACAAGAGACGCUGAACAUCAACUCAAUUGCCAAAUGCCACACUCGCUUGAAAAGGUCAAAUGUAAUUGCAUGUGUGACGAGCCUACAGAGCAGCUGAGACUUCUAUUGCAACUCACCAUUGUGCUGAGUAGCUAAAGGAGAGAAAGGAAUAGGUAACAGCCAUACACACACAAACAGAGGAUGUAAACCCUAUAAAACCAGCAGUGGAGAAGGUGUCAGCUGUCAAUCCAGUGCAUGGCCAACUUAGUGCAGAGUUCCACGUGCCACCUGCAACUCUGUCUUCUACAAACCUGCCAGCAGAAAGUUUCACCUCAUGUCAGAAAGUGUCACCUCAUGUUCCUCAGCAAUAAGGCCUCACAUAGAAAGCCCGUCUCACCUAUGUAAGAGAAAGAGAGGGGAAGGGGAAAGGAAAGCUGCGCAGUGGAAAGAGAGGAGAGGAGAGGAGA